AUGAGUUCCACAGAAUCAAUGACCAAGGUCUCGCUGUCGGUAAAGAUGGCGGCUAUUAGCGAGCAGUGGCUGGAGAUCGAGAAGGCAGAGAAGGAGAAGCGGCGGGAGCUGGUAUUCCAGGGUCCGGCUGUGGAUGACAAGCUGCGGGCGUGCGGCGGCCAGCUCCCCCCGGCUCUGUUCACCCUCUCCCUCCUGAACUACCUGGAGGUGAGCGGCUGCUCGGAGCUGCGGGAGUUGGGUGACGGCCUGGGGCUGCUCUCCCACGUGCAGAGCCUGGUGCUGUGCCGCAAUAAGCUGCAGAGGAUCCCCCCGGCCCUGGGCAAGCUCCAGGCCCUGCGGGUCCUCGAUCUGUCCGGGAACGAGCUGGAGGAGCUGCCGGCGGAGAUCACUCGGCUGUCUGACCUCUGCACCCUGAAUGUCAGCUGCAACCGCCUGCGGGAGCUCCCUGCCGGGCUGGAGCGAUGUACUAAGAUCGCCGGGCUCAACCUGUCCAAGAACUGCAUCACCGAAUUCCCUCCCGGGUUCUUGUGCUCCCAGCUGGCCCUGCUGGCCUCUAUAUCGGCUGCAGACAACCGAAUCCAGGAGCUGGGGGAGGAGAUCGGCCUCCUGCAAGGGUUAAAGAGUCUGGACCUCUCCAACAACCAACUCACUGACAUCCCUUGUGAGUUGGCAGAUUGCAGUAAGUUAAAAGAAAUCAACUUCACGGGCAACAAGCUUAAAGACAAACGCUUGGAAAAGAUGGUAAAUGGCUGUCAAACAAAGUCUGUAUUGGAUUAUCUACGGGUCGGGGGACGUGGAGGAGGAAAAGGAAAAAAGACAGAAAAUGCUGUAAAGGAAGACGUGAAAGACAAAAAGAAAAAGCGAGAGCGUAAGCAAAAGAAGGAUAGUGGAGGAGAUGAAGUUGACCCAGAUGAAGAUUUGAAUAAAAUGAUGCUAAAAAUCCUGCAUAUUUCAGAGAACUCAUCGCCACUCAUUGUAAAAGCAAGUGCCAGCACAAAGGACGUUCGGCAAUACAUCGUGUGCUGUGUGGUCAGAGGAAUGAACUUGAAACCUGGCAAUGCUUUAAAACGGUUCCUAGCUGCACAGACCAAGCUACAUGAUGAUAUAUGUGACAAAAGGACUUUAGCAACUAUUGCCACUCAUGACAUGCGCCUUGUCAAGGGACCUCUGCUGUAUGAUGCCAGACCACCCAAGGAUGUUAAGAUUGUACCAUUGGGGCGAAAAGAAAUUCUUGCAAAAGAUCUAGUUCGGCAGCUGCAGUUUGAGGCAGAAGAACAAAGGAAACAAAAAAAGAGACAAAAUGUAUCUGGACUUCACAAGUAUCUUCAUUUAUUGGAUGGUAAAGAAAAUUAUCCGUGCCUAAUUGAUGCAGAGGAGACCGUUAUUUCCUUCCCACCGAUCACCAACAGUGACAAAACAAAGAUAUGGAAAUCUACCCGGGACCUAUUUAUAGAAGUGACCAGCUCCAGCAGCCUUCAGAUUUGUAAAGAUGUCAUGGAAGCAAUUAUCAUUAAAAUGGCUGAGCUAAAUAAAUUCACUUUAGAGAAUAAAGAAGACGUUGUCUGUGACUCUGAACCAGAACCUGAUGUUGGCCAUCAAGUACCUGCAGCUUGUCAAAUACCUGAAACAGAGACUGGCACUCAACUUGUGGUGGAACAAGUACGGGUUACAGACAUAGAAGGAAAUCUCAAAGUUCUCUAUCCAUCGAAAACAGACCUGAACUUGGCCACAUCAUCCUUCUUGGUAGUCCGUUGAGUGCAAAUCAGUUUCCAAAAAGCAUUUUACAAGAUAGAGUAUUUAUUUGGCAUGUCAAAAUAUUUAGGGAAAUAACACCUGAUACACUCUAAUUUAUUUUAUUUACUUUUUAUACUUUGUUUUCCAUUCUUUUUAUAUGUAUAUGCCAUUGCAAGGAUUACGUUUUGCAACAAUUCUAUUAAAUCAGAAUAU
Molecule: messenger RNA, 1947 nt
Organism: Pelobates fuscus (common spadefoot toad)
Lineage: Eukaryota; Metazoa; Chordata; Amphibia; Anura; Pelobatidae
Gene: LRRC47
Product: leucine rich repeat containing 47
Exons: 8
Coding region: 1-1755 (584 amino acids)
Biological process (GO): phenylalanyl-tRNA aminoacylation
Molecular function (GO): protein binding; RNA binding; phenylalanine-tRNA ligase activity
Source: RefSeq, a predicted model, not a curated record